AUGCAGCUCAUCACAAUCCUUUCCGCCGCUACGGCGAUGAUUGCGGGUGUUUCUGCCACCGACGAAAGGAACGCAGUCACGUUGACCGAGUCGUGCAAUGAGGCCGAACCUUGGGCCAAGAUCAUCAAUCGCUGCGAUUAUCCAGUAUAUAUCUGGUCUGUUUUCAAGGGCAACGGCUGCCCCACCGACGGCAUGGUGACGCUCAAGACGGGCGAAACUUACCAGGAGAAUCUCGCCGAUCCCAAAGGUGGUGUCACCGGUGUGUCCAUCAAGAUCUCAAAAGAGCAGCAGUGCAAACCCAACGAUAUUGUGCAAUUCGAAUAUUUCAUGGAGAGGACCAAGGGCGAUGAGUACGACUUCAACUACCUGGAUGUCUCUUACGUCGACUGUCUAGGCGACGAUUGCCCUACAAAGUCUGAGGGAUACUACCUUGUGGCCGGUAACCAGACCGGAGCAGAUACGGCCUCGGCAACUAAUCAGUGGUGCCCGAUCCUUUCUUGCACUGAUGCGGCAUCGUGCGCAAAGAUGUCCUACAUUCUCCCAGAUGAUGUUCAGACCAAGACCUGUAAUCUCGAUCAGAACGUACACUUCUACAUGUGUGGUGGGCAUGCGCCUGAUGGCGAUUCGGACGAACCCGCACAGUCUUCCAGCUCUUCCAAGCAGGCCGCGUCAUCUACAUCCAAGGCUGCUUCGUCCACGUACCAGGCUGCAUCAUCCACGUACCAGGCUGCAUCAUCAACACCCAUCGCCGCGUAUUCCGCACCCGCUGCAUACUCACACAAGACUAAGACCGAAGUCGUAUACGUCACCGCUUACGAGACAGUCAAAGCAAAGAGGCACGCCCAUGACCAUGCUGGCCGCCACCAGCAUUUCCACGCAUAA
Molecule: messenger RNA, 882 nt
Organism: Dothidotthia symphoricarpi CBS 119687
Lineage: Eukaryota; Fungi; Ascomycota; Dothideomycetes; Pleosporales; Dothidotthiaceae
Exons: 2
Coding region: 1-882 (293 amino acids)
Source: RefSeq, a predicted model, not a curated record